GAAGACAAGACACGAUUGAUGUUACGAAUAUGGGGUGAAAAUUCUCCUUUAUUUUGGUUCAGAGUUGUAAUGUUACUAGUUUAAAAUGCAGGGACUAUGGAGCUUAAUAGGAAAGAUCGGAACUGGUGCUGCUCAAAAUUUUCCUUAUGAGAUUGGUGAAAAAGUAGGGAGUCUAGAGGACAAGUCUGUGUGGACACUACAUGAAGGGAAAAAGAAAGGUACUGGAGAGCCUGUGUCUGUGUUUGUUCACGAUGUCAAGUCAUCUUCAGAGGACAAGGUUCAAACAGCCAAGUUAGCCCUCAGAAGACUGAAAACCCUUCGCCAUCCUAAUAUUGUGAGAUACAUUGAUGCUCUUGAGUCUGAUGCAGUUAUUUAUCUGGUAACAGAGCCUGUUCAACCAUUAGAAGUGCUACUAAGUGAAGUUGAGAGCUCCAAGGCUGAUUUAGCCAUUUCGUGGGGAAUACACCAAAUAACGGCUGGUCUCAGUUUUCUGACAAAUGAUUGCAGUUUCAUUCAUGGUAAUGUGUGCAUGGCAUCAGUGUUUGUAGAUAUUGCAGGCGAGUGGAAGCUUGGUGGUGUAGAUUACCUUAAACCUGUUGAUCCACCUUCAAACACUGAAGAACCUGAUCUACCUAGACUGCCAGUUUUACAAGUUUAUGAACCUCCAGAAGGAAGGAAAUAUAGUAAAGGCAACAAGAAGGCUGAGAAAUGGUCAGCAGAUAUGUGGGGUCUUGGAUGUCUGAUCUGGGAAGUCUUCAAUGGUCCAUUGUCCAGGACAGGUUCCUUGAAGUCUGUUGGAAAGAUUCCAAAGAACUUGGUUACAGACUAUGUACAACUUGUAGGUGCUAAUCCCAAGAGCAGACCAAACCCAGCAAAAUUCCUACAGGAAUGUCGAAAUCCAGGCCAUUACUUGAAAAACAGCUUUGUUGACACUAAUUUGUUCUUACAAGAAUUGCAGAUAAAGGAACAAAAAGAACAGAAGGAAUUCUUUCAGUCUCUCAGUUCAUCACUAGACUUAUUUCCUCAACAAUAUUGCAAGCACAGAAUUCUUCCUCAGUUGCUGAAUGCUUAUGAAUAUGGAUCAGCUGGUUCUGCUGUCUUGGGACCUCUGUUCAAAGUUGGUAAACUCUUGGAUACAGAUGAAUAUCAACAGAAAAUUGUGCCAUGUGUGGUCAAAUUAUUUUCAUCCACGGAUAGGGCAACACGCAUCCACUUAUUACAACAACUUGAUAAUUUUGUGCAACACUUGAAGCCUUCAACAGUGGAUGAACAAAUCUUUCCUCAUGUUGCUUUGGGAUUUGGUGACACUAUUCCAGCCAUGAGGGAACAGACAGUCAAGUCUAUGUUACUUCUUGCUUCAAAAUUAAGUGAAAAGACAAUCAAUAAUCAGCUGUUGAAACAUUUUGCAAAGCUUCAAAUGGAUCAAGAACCUGGCAUCAGAACAAACACCACAGUAUGUCUGGGAAAAAUUGCAGUGCAUCUCCCACCAGCUACGCGACAAAAGGUACUGAUCCCAGCAUUCUUGCGUGCCUUGCGGGACCCUUUCCCUCCUGCCCGCACAGCAGGUGUAAUGGGUUUCCUUGCUUCAGCUGAAUAUUUCAGUUUAAAAGAGAGUGCACUCAAGAUCUUGCCAGCUUUGUGCACACUGACUGUGGACCCUGAACGGAAAGUCAGAGAUCAGGUUUUUAAAGUUAUAAAGAUGUUUCUGACUAAGAUUGAAAAAGCUUCAGAGGAUCCAGAAUCUGCUAUGAAUCAGACUGCUGAGCGAGCCCCGGAGUCAGUAGCUACCGGCAGCUCGUGGACUGGUUGGGCUGUCAGUUCCCUUACGUCAAAGUUGUACCGAGGAGGAAGUGCCUCUGGUGGAACCACUGAACCUGUGGACAAGAGUGAGCUUGGAAAAGGUACUCGCCCAGCAGGGGAAACAGAUGACAGUAAAACAAGAAAAGACAUUCCUCCAGGUGUGAAGCAGGCUACAGGCGGAGAUAAAGUUGAGGACCCAGGGAGUGACUCCAGUGGCGAGUGGAGCGGGAACGAGUGGAAUGGGCACGAGUGGAAUGAUAGGCAGGAACCUGAUAUAGGUGAUCUUAGGAGUGAUCUACUAGCUGCGAAAGAGGAAAUUGCAGCAUUGCAGAAUGUAGAAGAGCAACAGUGUCUCAGGCACCCUGCAAGUCUUGCGGCUGACAACGACGGAGCGGAGAGUGGAAGCGACUACGGUGACUGGGGAGAGAAUGAUGAUUGGUCAGUUGACAGUUUUGCUCCACCAUCUUUCUUUACAAGUAAAUCCCCUCUGAGGAGACCUGAAAACAAAAAGGCUGUUCAGCAAGCAACAGGAAAAUCAAAGCUGCAGAAGCCUUCGCGCUUUGAUGAAGAAACUCCGUCAUCAGAAUUGCUGGAUGGAAAUUCCAGUCAGGUGCCGGUUGUAGCCAACGACUGCGUUCAUGAUACGCGUACGCCAAAGAUCAAAAGUAAAGCUGCUCAAGGUGCUUUGAAAUCGUCUCAACGAAGCAAAGUGAAGCGCAGUGCUGAUAACCCUCCACAGCGUACAGAGGCUGAUGGAGAUGCAUGGGAUGUAGGGGACUGGGGAUCGUUCGAAGAACCAUCACCUGGAGCACAAUCAAAUACUAAAAACACCCCGGAUGAUGGGUGGGGUCUGAGCGAAAAAGAUGCGCAGGACUGGAGCGAAGACAAGUCCAGUAUUAAAGCAGAACUCUUGAAAAAGAAGAGAGAGGAAAGGCGGCAGCGACUGCAGGCUCAAAAGGAGAAGAGAGCCACAGGAGGAAAAGGACCAAUGAAACUUGGAGCUGUUAAAAUGCAGUGAAUACUAAUCCAGUGAUGGUGAUGAGCCAUUACCUGUAUCUGAGGCCGCGUCGAGUCGACAACACGCCUAAUAGACAGUAGCGGAAGAACGAUGACGAUCAGAUGGCGUCGUUUUUGAAAAAAAAAAAUGAGAAAAUAAAGUCACCCCCAACGUUCCCAGGCUUUCCAUGAAUCUUUUUUCCUCGCACCUGAUAGAUUGUGAAAUAAAACUUAGGAUUUGACGAAGUUGAUAUAGUUUUGCAACGGUUCGUUGCCAUUACCAAUAAAAAGAGUCUGCAAGCUUCAGUUCGCUUUUGACAUCGAUUGAUGGUAACAAGAUAUGGAAUCAAUUUUGAAAUUCAGUAUAUUUAUAUCAGACUCAUACCAUGUGGAGAGAGAAUUUAUGAUUUAAAAACAGAAAUGCUGUUAUUAUGUUAUGAUAACUGCUGGUCCAUAAGUAAUAAAGACUGCAACUGACUACGGUUCAGCGCCUAACAAGUUCAACAGAAUAAUUGUAUCUUCUAGUGCGCUAGUCCAUGUUAUAUUUUGACAGAAAUAAUACAGCAGACAGACUAUGUUACUUCCUAGGUAUGGAAGCAUCAGCAAGUGCCGCGCCAACAAAGUAUUAAUCAAUUACGUGCUCCUCACAGCAACUCGCAUUGCAGUGAUGAAUUAUCCUUCAUUGGACAGAACAAGCUGUAUUUGUACCCUAACCCAGGAGGCUUUGAUUCCCUUUCGAGUGGAAUGAUAGGCGUCAUUAGUAAGCUAUACUGAAUUGUUAAGUACGCCUUAGUAAGAGUGGCGUGACUUGAGAAGGAAUGAAAGUAUCUGGAAAUAUACAUUGAAUGCAGUGA
Messenger RNA from Stylophora pistillata, 3650 nucleotides. RefSeq names its product N-terminal kinase-like protein. The record is from RefSeq and is a predicted model, not a curated record. Gene Ontology annotation, biological process: protein phosphorylation. NCBI's taxonomy places the organism in Eukaryota, Metazoa, Cnidaria, Anthozoa, Scleractinia, Pocilloporidae. Gene Ontology annotation, molecular function: ATP binding; protein kinase activity.